CCCGCGUCCUCUCGUCGGUCCUUAGCCCUGACGUAGCCGUGACCCGCGCUCUGCCGAGGCAGGCCGCUCCGCCGCGCAUCUCAUCUGGAGCCUGGGGAGGUCCCCAAAGCCACCGGAAGCGCUGUUGAAUGAGAAACCCACGCGUACAGAGUUCAGAUGGCAGGCUUCCUGGACAACUUCCGAUGGCCGGAGUGCGAGUGUAUUGACUGGAGUGAGCGCAGGAACACGGUAGCCUCCGUGGUUGCAGGAAUCUUGUUCUUUACAGGCUGGUGGAUAAUGAUCGAUGCGGCCGUGGUGUAUCCUAAGCCUGAGCAGCUAAACCACGCCUUCCACACGUGUGGUGUCUUCUCCACGCUGGCCUUCUUCAUGAUAAAUGCUGUAUCCAAUGCCCAGGUGCGAGGUGACAGCUAUGAGAGCGGCUGCUUAGGAAGAACUGGAGCUCGGGUCUGGCUCUUCAUCGGUUUCAUGUUGAUGUUCGGAUCGCUUAUCGCCUCCAUGUGGAUCCUUUUUGGUGCAUAUGUUACUCAAAAUAUUGAUGUUUACCCUGGACUAGCUGUGUUCUUUCAAAAUGCACUUAUAUUUUUUAGCACUCUGAUCUACAAAUUCGGAAGAACUGAAGAGCUCUGGGCCUGAGAUCACCUCACACACACCACGCCUUCCUCUUGUUCCACGCCUAGCUUCCUUUUUCUCUGGUAUAGUCUACAUAUUGCCAAAUGGAGCACAUCGUGUGCUCAGAGGUUUCUGUCUUCAUAGUUUUGUGCCCUGAGUUUUGAAUUGCUUUUGAAAAUGUCUAUCUUGGUUUUUCAUCAACUAGACAAGUUAAUAUGAUAGAAUACAUCAUCACUACAUAUACAUGAUACUGAAUGUCAGGUUUUUAUUCCCAAGACUAAGAUUGGUGAGUCCUGAGCCAGGGUUAUAUUGUCUUGGUGUUAGAGGUAAAUACUCUGACUUGGUGUCUCUGAGGUUUGAAAACGUGCAAAAUACACAGCUCUGUGUCUCUGGAGGCCCUGAGCUGUUAACGAAGGCAUUUCUGCCAGGUGUAACUUACUUUGGCUUAGAAAUGAGUUGGUUUUUUUUAAAGGAAAAAUGUUUGUGCAUAUGUUUUAAAGAGCUGGACUUUUUAUAUGAAGAUUUUUUAAAUGCCCAAAGGACUAGUUUGAAAGCCCCCUUUACAAAGAAUUCCUCUAACUUGACUUUUGCUUGAGAAGGGAUAACACAGAGAUAAACUCCAUUUUGUGGAAAGAUGGUAGGCAGCUGAGCCGUGUGUCCCCAUCUUACCAAGCUACUUCGAUGCCCGGGUGUCAAGGACGGCUUGCCACCAUCUGGCGUUACACACGGCAAGGGACCCUGCUGCAGGUGCUGUGUAGACAUGGCCAAGUGGAAUAACUAGCUAAGACCAUCCCGAAGGGCGCUGUGACCUACGGAAGGUCAGACGCUCGACUCACGUCAUUCUGGACUCCCUCUGCUGUCCCAGGCUCUCAGGCUCUGGGUGACACUCCACACCAGACGCUCCUUCCCUGUGUUUGACGCUGUGCUCGCCCCGUGUAUGUUUCUGUGGGCCUUUCCCUGGGGUCAGGAUUUUGUGUUGCACUUUUAACCCCAGAGGACCUUUCUAAGCCCUUGUGCUGUAAGCAGUAGUGAGGAUGGCAGUGGCGCACCUUCUGACGCGGGCCUCACCUUACCUAGCAGUUCUCAGAGAGGCCCCUCCAAGCACAGCGUGUGAAGCAGCUGCUGAUCGCUGCGCCCAUUCUGAUGCAUCUUGCUUCACUGUUUUCCCAUCAGUCCCUCAAAAGGCCAGCUUUGUCUUGCUUCCAGCAAACUACAGAGCUAACGACACGUUUCCAUUCAUAGAACAUGCAGUAAAUGUCCCUCUCACACACGCUGCAGUUAGGUGUGGGGGACGCAAAACACAGCCUGGCUCUGUCCAUUCUCACUGUCCGCGACGCGCUCAUAAGCAAGGAGAGGACGCACUGGACCACAGCAUGCUCAUGCAGAGGUUUAUGACGGGUAGCCCUGAGGACCGACUGGAAAUGCUGGUGGCUUCCUCUCUAUUCAUGAAUUUUGUUUUAGUUGUGAACAAAUCUGUUGAUUUCCUGUUUGUUGUUUCAUUAAACAAGAGAAAUGACAUUAGUAUCCUCAUAGAUAUUAUGAGUCAGAAUUCUUGGUAAUCAUCUAAAAUGCACAGUUCUCUUAAUAAAGGUCUCAAGCUCAA
Rattus rattus (black rat) is the source of this 2212-nucleotide messenger RNA. RefSeq names its product transmembrane protein 50B (gene Tmem50b). The record is from RefSeq and is a predicted model, not a curated record. The transcript has 7 exons. The coding region runs from base 157 to 633 and encodes 158 amino acids. Gene Ontology annotation, biological process: late endosome to vacuole transport via multivesicular body sorting pathway; protein targeting to vacuole. Lineage: Eukaryota; Metazoa; Chordata; Mammalia; Rodentia; Muridae.